Triticum aestivum (bread wheat) is the source of this 797-nucleotide messenger RNA. Its product is annotated as double-stranded RNA-binding protein 1-like. The record is from RefSeq and is a predicted model, not a curated record. The transcript has 2 exons. Lineage: Eukaryota; Viridiplantae; Streptophyta; Magnoliopsida; Poales; Poaceae. The coding region runs from base 48 to 590 and encodes 180 amino acids.
CUCUUUCCCUUCCCUUUCCGACCGAAUCUCCCUCGAGCCCAGCGGCGAUGUUCACUUCGAAGCUGCAUAACCUGUGCCAAAAGCUGCGGUGGCCGGCGCCGGCCAACGCCGACCGGCGCGAGGGCCCGGACCACGCGCCGACUUUCCAUGCCACCGUGGCCGUCGGCCCCGCCGUGUUUCGCUCGCCGGCGGCACCCAGGCCCCGCACGCGCAAGCAGGUGCGGGAUCUGGCCGCCAGGGCAGCCUUCGAGGACCUCGCCGGCUGGGAAGCCCCUCCGCAGCUACUGCCCGAAACACAAGUUCCUUACAAGUGUCAGUUGCAAGAUUAUGCUCAGAAGAGACAGAAAGAUUUACCGUUGUAUCACACCAUUCAGAGUGGUCCACUUCACCUGCCAAUGUUCAGGUCAACAGUCACCAUAGAUGGCCGCACUUUUGAAAGUCCGAAAGACUACAAUACAAAAAAGAAGGCAGAAUCGGCUGCUGCGGCAGCUGCCCUAAUGGCAUUAGCUGACCAAGCAAAACCACUGGAGAAAAUGCUACUGGUUGGUUUCACCUAUAUAUUUUUUGAUUCUUAUUAUGGGAUGGUCUAGACUUGCACGGCCUCACCUAUAUAUUAUAGUCCCUCCGUAAACUAAUAUAAGAGCGUUUAGAAUACUAAAUAAUGAUCUAAACACUCUUAUAUUAAUUUACGAGGGAUUAUAUAAUAAGCACUAACAUCCUUCACAACUUAUCUGUAUUAGUAGACGUGUUCAUCUCCCAUAUCGGAUUUCAAUAUUGAAGAAAAUAAAAACUGAAUU